AUGUCAUAUAGGAGCAGCUCGUUUGACGGAUCUUCCAGAUUAUCCAGACAUUCACAAUCUCUCCCUUUCGGGAGUCAUAUACCUCUACCUAAUCACGCUCUGGGUAGGUACAAAGGUUUAGUAUUUGAUUGUUACGGUACUCUGAUAGUGAAGCUUGACUGGGAAAGAGGUAUUUAUAUAGCUUUACAACCUCUCUUCUCCCAGAAAACAUGUCCAGAACCUAAGGUGGUGUUUCAACAUCUCGGACAGAUAGAAGCAGUGAUACAGGCGGAGAAUAAAGGGAUGUUGUAUCCUGAUGUUCUUGAACUGGCGUAUCAAUCUCUAGCUGCUAGAUUGAGACUCUAUUACGACCCCGACGACGCUAAAGCUUUCGCAAGAUCGAUUGGAGAUUGGCCAGCUUUUGCCGAUAGUUCCGCUGCCCUCGGUAGACUGAAAGCUCUAGGAUUGAAAUUGGUGAUUUUGAGUAAUGUGGAUAAUGAGAGUUUUUCCAGGACACGACGGAAAUUGGAAAGUGAGUGGACUUUUGAUGCUGUAUACACUGCGGAGGAUAUCGGAACGUACAAACCCGAUUUACGAAACUUCCAAUACGCUCUCCGAAAUCUAGACGAAACAUUCGACAUUCAACCACAGGAAGUGGUAUGUGUGGCUAACUCAAAAUAUCACGAUAUCAUCCCAGCACAUAAAAUGGGCUUGGCGGCGGUGUGGAUCGACCGACAGGAUUCGAUUAUCGGUAUAGCGGGUCAAAGUGCAGAUGCUGAUUGGACUUUUACUUCAAUGGAAGAAUUCGCUAAUGUCAUGGAGGGUGUCAGAGGGAUGGGGGAAGUUUUCGAGGAAUGA
Molecule: messenger RNA, 837 nt
Organism: Tremella mesenterica DSM 1558
Lineage: Eukaryota; Fungi; Basidiomycota; Tremellomycetes; Tremellales; Tremellaceae
Exons: 9
Coding region: 1-837 (278 amino acids)
Source: RefSeq, a predicted model, not a curated record